Messenger RNA from Thrips palmi, 2578 nucleotides. RefSeq lists its product as uncharacterized. NCBI's taxonomy places the organism in Eukaryota, Metazoa, Arthropoda, Insecta, Thysanoptera, Thripidae. The record is from RefSeq and is a predicted model, not a curated record. The coding region runs from base 226 to 2505 and encodes 759 amino acids. The transcript has 3 exons.
UGGGGUCUCUGCCCCACUCUGUCCAGAUCACAAGUUGCGAGGAGUUGAGGGACUACCUGCUGCUGCAGUCCGGAAUAAGGGAAGAAACAGCCCUCUACCUUUUUGGUUGGUGUUUAUCUCUAAACUUCAGGUUUUUUGGUGUUGUGUUGUAAUGUUGCAUGUUAUAUGGUUUGCUUUUUUUUUUUGUUGGCCAUAGCAUAGUUACUUGUAUGUGGAGGCUCAAAAAUGGAAGUGGAGGAAGUUGAGUUAAUUAAUUCUUCUGAUGAGGAGGAAGAUGAUGAUAUGGUUGCCCUUGAACUUCUUCCAAAUGGAAGAAGGGACAUGCGCCAUGCAGCCAUCAAUAUGGUGGUGUCAAUGAGAGGGGUUGCUGCAAUGACUCGUGUGGGGGUCCGGAGAGCAAUGUCAGGUGCUGACCUUGUCCUUAGGGUCAACAACCUUUCCCUGAAGCAGGAUGUUACUGCAUAUUUGGAUAGAACGGGGCAAAGGAAUCAUCCUAGGGCAGUAGACCUUCUACGUAAAUUUGAUAACGUAGACCCCUUUCAUGGUAUCAAGUCCAAUCAAGGUCAGAUAUCAGGCAUCAAGAAAUAUUAUGAUUUUAUUGCACCAUCGACAUUUGGUGUUGGUAACCGCCUUGAUCAAAGGCUUGUUGGUGAAGGGGGUGCAUAUGGUAUGGUGGAAGUGCCAAAUACUUUUGAGUUUUGCUCAGUAAUUGAGUUUCUGAAAAUGUUGCUCAGAAAACCAGAAGUUAUGGAUUAUGUCAGAAACCGUCGUCCAUCAGAGAAUGGUAUGCUGGAAUCUUACAUGGAUGGAUCAGAAUUUCGUGAGCAUCCAUUCUUCCAAAACUUUCCUGAUGCUUUUCAGCUGGUACUUUAUGGAGACGGAGUUGAUCCUGCUAGGAUGGCAGGACCAAAGAGUGGUUUACAUGAGAUGUAUUGUUUCUCCAUAAGUGUACUGAACCUACCUCCUUAUUUAUUUUAUUCUGGUGAAUCUAUUUUUCCCAUGGAAAUUGCCAAUGCUCAGGACUGCACUGACACUUUUGAAGGAGUACUUACCCCAUUUGUGAAUGAAUUACUUCGUUUGGAAGAAGGUGUCAGAGUUUUCAUCGGAGGUGAAUUUAUAAUGUUGAGAGCUACCCUGGUUUCAGUCAAGGGUGAUGGAAAAGCUAUUCAUGAAAUGCUUGGUAUGUUGACUUGUAGUGCUAGACAUUUCUGUCCUCAAUGCAUGAUUUCUAGGCAGGAACUUCAUUUGGGUCAAGUGGCUGUGGGAGAGACUCGAACCCCAGCAAUGUCUGAUGCUCAAUUGCAGAGAGUGGCUCAAAACCCUGCCUAUAGCACACAGUGCGGUCUGCGAUACAGGCCUGUGCUUCAUAACAGUGCAUAUUUUCGGGCUGAGAAUAAUGGGAACUUUGAUUUGAUGCAUGAUGGGCCUGAAGGCGUUAUCAUGAUGCUUAUCAGACUGUGCUUGAGGAAAUGGAUUGUUACUGAUGGAAUAUUCACUGUAGAGCAAUUAAAUGGCCGGAUACUUGCUUUUGAUUAUGGGCAGCAGAAUUCAAAGGAUAAGCCAACACCGAACUUCACAUUGGAAUCCCUUCAAAAUGCUGAGACUACAUACACACAGAAGAUGAAUGCUGGUCAAACACUGGUACUCUUUCGUGCUCUACCAUUCAUCAUUGACAACUUGGGUGCUGGUGUUGAUGAAGACGAUGAGCAUCUUCAAUAUUUACUCCUGCUGUCUGAGAUUUUUCAAACAGGAAGUGCACCCAGAAUUCCUCAAGGUGUAAUUCCCCAUCUAAGAAGAAUGCUUGAAACCUUCAGAAGGGGGUGGUAUGUGUUGUUUCCCAACAUUGAUCCCAUCAACCGUUUCCAUCAUUUAAUGCAUCUCUGGGAAAACAUAGAACGGAAAGGGCCACAAAGACAGUUUUGGUGCUUUAGGGAGGAAGGUAAAAAUUGUCCUGUGAAGAGACAUGUAGCUGUUUGCAAUAACUUCAUUAAUCCUCCAAAGACUGCCAUGGAACAAUGCCAGAUCCGUGUGUCCAAAGUUUGGGGUACUCGACAUGCGAAUGUGAGGGACAACAGAACAUAUGUAAGAAGAGAAAAUGUUUAUGUUCUUGCAACACCUGCUAGAGCUCACUUACACGCUUUGGGAUUCAGGGACAACGAUCAAAUCUCAGUCUGCCGAGCAGUGACAGUGUGGGGCUUUAGCUACAGAAUUGGAGAGUUCCUGUUGUACAGCAGAUCAUGUGAGAACAAUGAUGGACUUCCCCGCUUUGGGAGGAUUGUCAGUAUUUACUGUCCUGAUGGGACUGACUAUGUUUGGUUUGCUCUGAAGCCGUGGAGAACUGUUGGAUUGGAUGACAGGUUCAAUGCAUAUUCUGUUGCUGAGUUUGAGCCCCCUCCUACUCAUCUUGUAGAUGUAAAGGAUCUCCCCAUUCACCCUGCAAUUAGCAGAUGGACUGAUUACUCGACUGACCAGUCCUUUCUUUGCCUCAAAUACAAGGUGUAUUAAUGAUGAAGAGGUGGAUGGAGCGUCAUUUGUGGAGUUAAAUGAACAAUCUUUGCUGCUCAAUUUCCCGAAACUU